Molecule: messenger RNA, 788 nt
Organism: Schistocerca serialis cubense
Lineage: Eukaryota; Metazoa; Arthropoda; Insecta; Orthoptera; Acrididae
Product: speckle-type POZ protein-like
Exons: 2
Coding region: 9-677 (222 amino acids)
Biological process (GO): regulation of proteolysis; proteasome-mediated ubiquitin-dependent protein catabolic process
Cellular component (GO): cytoplasm; nucleus
Molecular function (GO): ubiquitin protein ligase binding
Source: RefSeq, a predicted model, not a curated record
CAUUCGCAAUGGCAGCCGCCAAGGAGGUGCAAGAGGCUGCUGCUACGGGUGCUGGGGAAGGGGCCACGGUGACUCUGGUGGCCGGGGACACGCGGCUGGAGGCGCACAGGGCCGUCCUGGCAGGCGGGAGCCCCGUGUUCGCCGCCAUGCUCUGCCAGGACACGCCGGAGGCCAGCAGCAGUGUGGUCACAGUCCCCAGCGUGGAGGGCCCGGUGCUGCACCAGCUGCUGGCCUACAUGUACUCCCUCCGUGCUCCCGAGGUGCCCCGCAUGGCCCCAGAACUCCUGGCAGCUGCAGACAGGUACGGCGUGUGGGGGCUGAAGGUCCAGUGUGAGGAGCAGCUGGCCAGUCAGCUGUCAGCAGAGAACGCGGCGCGCACAGCGGUGCUGGCAGUGAGGCACUCCUGUCCCAGCCUCGCAGAGGUCGCUGUCGCCUUCAUAAAAGCCAACUCGCUGGUGUUUGCCACAGCGGGUUGGGCCGAUGCGGUCCUCAACCACCCUGAUGAGGUGGUCAAAGUGAGUCAGUUGCUCGGUGGGCCACUAACAGAAACCAGGAGCCUUCCUGGAAAGAAGAUUAGCCGAGGACUGAUCCAGGCAGCUAAGGAGGGGGCGGUGGAGGAGCUCAGGGUGCUUCUUGCGACAGGGGCGAAAGUGGGGGCGAGGGACGAGGACAUGUGAACUGCUCUGCACUGGGCAGCUGAGAGGGGACAACUGGAAGCAGUAACAUGUCUGUUGGAAGGUGGAGCAGAGGUGGAUGUCGGGGACAGCAGGCAGAACACGCCGCUGCAC